CCGCCGGGCGCUGUGCCUGCUGGAGGAGUACCGCGCCAAGCUCGGCGGAGGAGGCGGAGGAGGCGGAGGAGGCAGCACCCCCGGCGGCCCCAACACCCCCGCCUCCUCCACCGCCGCCCAGGACCGCCAGCUCCGGAGCUCCGUCGAGCGCGUCAUCGGCAUCUUCCAGAGCAGCCUCUUCCAGGCCCUCCUCGAUAUCCAGGAGUUUUAUGAAGUGACUCUGCUUGACAAUCCCAAAAGUAUCGAUCACUCAAAGCAAGCCGAGUCAGUGCAGCCUGUGAACACCUGGGACUUCUCCAGCCUUCCAAGCACAACGGUGACUUCAGAAACUUUGCCGAGCAGCCUUAGCCCAGCCACAGAGAAAUAUCACUCCCAGGAUGAGGACCCUCCUUCCUCGUUGGAGCACAGCCGUCGCCAAGUGUCCGGUGAGGUGACUGUCCCAGAGCUGGUUCACGUGUCCGAGAAGAGCCUUUCCCAAGUGGAGAAUGUCCAUGGAUUUGUUUCUCACGCUCAUAUUUCACCAGUCAAGGCAAAGGAGGCGGUGCCUCUCUCUCCUCCCAUGGUCUCUGCACUGCCAGUCCCUGCCGAGGCCGCGUUCAUCCCAUCCUCCAUAUCACAGGCGAAUCCCCCCCCACUGGUGGUCAACACCGAGGCUCCGGAGACCCCGACCUAUGUCAAUGGCACGGAUGCAGAGUAUGAAUAUGAAGAAAUUACUCUGGAACGGGGCAAUUCAGGUCUUGGCUUCAGCAUUGCCGGAGGAACGGACAACCCACACAUUGGGGACGACUCCAGCAUCUUCAUCACAAAGAUUAUCCCAGGGGGCGCGGCAGCGCAGGAUGGAAGGCUGCGGGUCAACGACUGCAUUUUGCGUGUGAAUGAGGUGGACGUCCGUGACGUGACACACAGCAAAGCGGUGGAAGCUUUAAAGGAGGCCGGCUCCAUGGUCCGGCUUUAUGUCAAGAGAAGGAAACAGGUCACAGAGAAGAUUGUGGAGAUAAAGCUUGUGAAGGGCCCCAAAGCAGGUCUUGGGUUCAGCAUCGCCGGGGGUGUUGGAAACCAGCACAUCCCUGGAGACAACAGCAUCUACGUCACCAAAAUCAUUGAAGGAGGGGCGGCACACAAGGAUGGCAGACUCCAGAUUGGGGACAAGCUUCUGGCUGUAAACAGCGUCUGUUUGGAAGAAGUCACACAUGAAGAAGCAGUCACUGCCUUAAAGAACACCUCGGACUGCGUUUAUCUGAAAGUGGCAAAACCCACCAGCCUGUUCAUAAACGAUACUUACACUCCUCCAGACGUCACCAAUGCGUCUCCUCCUCCACCUAUCGACAACCAUAUCAGCCCGUCAGCCUACCUCGGACCGUCCCUCUCACCUGCGUCACCAGGAAGAUACUCUCCUGUUCCCAAGGGGAUGCUUGGAGAUGACGAGAUAACCAGGGAACCACGGAAGGUGGUGCUCCAUCGAGGAUCCACAGGUCUUGGUUUCAACAUCGUGGGCGGGGAAGACGGAGAAGGGAUUUUUGUCUCUUUCAUCCUCGCAGGGGGACCUGCAGAUCUGAGUGGCGAGCUCAGAAAAGGCGACCGCAUAAUCUCGGUGAAUGGCGUCGACCUCAAAGCGGCAACCCAUGAAGAGGCAGCGGCCGCCUUGAAGAAUGCCGGGCAGGCUGUCACCAUCGUGGCCCAGUACCGCCCAGAAGAAUACAGCCGUUUUGAGGCUAAAAUACAUGACUUGCGAGAGCAAAUGAUGAACAGCAGCAUCAGUUCAGGAUCUGGGUCCCUGCGAACCAGUCAGAAGAGGUCCCUCUAUGUCAGAGCCCUCUUUGACUAUGACAAGACGAAAGACAGCGGCCUCCCCAGCCAGGGGCUGAACUUCCGGUUUGGUGACAUCCUGCACGUCCUCAAUGCUUCUGAUGAUGAGUGGUGGCAGGCACGGCUGGUCAUGCCCGGUGGCGAAAGCGACGAGGUUGGCGUGAUCCCAAGCAAGCGCAGGGUGGAGAAGAAAGAACGAGCCCGUUUGAAAACCGUGAAAUUUAAUUCUAAGGCAAGAGGAGACAAAGGGCAGUCAUUCAAUGACAAGCGUAAAAAGAACCUCUUUUCCCGAAAAUUCCCCUUCUACAAGAACAAGGACCAGAGUGAGCAGGAGACCAGUGAUGUUGACCAACAGGUAACGUCUAACGCCAGUGACAGUGAGAGUAGCUACCGUGGCCAAGAGGAGUUUGUCCUGUCUUACGAGCCUGUCACUCAGCAAGAAGUCAGCUACACGCGGCCAGUGAUUAUUCUAGGACCCAUGAAAGACAGGAUAAACGAUGACUUGAUCUCUGAAUUUCCAGACGAAUUUGGAUCAUGCGUUCCACAUACGACGCGACCGAAACGGGACUACGAGGUGGACGGGCGGGACUACCACUUUGUCGUGUCCCGAGAACAAAUGGAAAAAGACAUCCAGGACCACCGCUUCAUCGAAGCCGGGCAGUACAACAGCCACCUGUACGGGACGAGUGUCCAGUCCGUGCGAGAGGUGGCCGAGAAGGGUAAGCACUGCAUCCUGGAUGUCUCUGGAAACGCCAUCAAAAGGCUUCAGGUUGCUCAGUUGCAUCCCAUCGCCAUUUUCAUCAGACCCAAAUCGGUGGAAAACAUCAUGGAAAUGAAUAAACGAUUAACAGACGAGCAAGCCCGGAAGACAUUUGAGAGAGCCGUGAAGCUAGAGCAAGAAUUUACGGAACAUUUCACAGCGACCGUGCAAGGGGACACACUGGAAGAGAUCUACAGCCAGGUCAAGCAGCUCAUCGAAGAGCACUCUGGCCCUUCCAUCUGGGUACCAGCCAAGGAGAAGUUGUGAAGGCCAGCAGGGGGCCUCCCCUCCCCAACCCCCACCACCCCCCGCGGGCUCAGGGUUCGUCUGGCCUGGCUUCCCGGGGAGCACCACCACGCCUCCCCGGCAGCCGGUCCCACCUCCAGCUCCUCCCCUGCGCAGAGGAGGGGGUCUCCCCAGAGCUGCCGCCGCUGCUGCUGCGCCCCGUGGCUCAUGGUCGCAUUUUACACUCUGCACCCUUUUUAGCUUAGACAAAUUGGACUCUCCAGAUCUGCUUUGGUACAGCCGGGGCAGCAGCUUGACCAACUAUUGUGGAUGACGGAUGGGGAAUUACACUGUAAACUCCUUAAUGUUUAAGGGAAAAGUAUCCUUCAGAGAUUUUGAGAAGUAAAAGCUUUAUAUACAUUCUUCACAGAUUUCCUAAUGAAAUGAAAAGAAAAGUGGUCUUAAAUUACGGAGCGGGUAAAAGCGCUCUGCGCUCAACUUUGAUUGCAUGCUUUGAUCCAAGAGGCUUGGUGUUUCAGGAUUUCAUUUCAUAACAAAUACAGUGUGCAGGCAAUUAAAUGAGAAACUUUUUUAAAAAUGUGCAAGAUAAUGUAUGGAUAAUUGCCGUGGCUUCACAAGGGAAAAUGAGCUUUCAUAAUUUCUUAAGAAUGUUCUUAGUACUCUAUUUUUUCAUGUUUUGCUGUUGCUGGGGCAAGGGGGGGGUCUUCCAUUUUCUUAAAAGAGCACAGGCAGGAGCCCCCCCCCCGCUGGGGGUGUCUGGCAGGCGGGUGGGUUUGGCAGAGGGUGCCCGGCUUGCUUGGGCACCAGAGGGGGGAGGGCGGGCAGGGCUUCUUGUUCUCCUUGUCAGGGUGGGGGAGAGCUCUGUUCAAAGUACAAAUAUGUUCUUAGAAAUCGGGUUUUAAUGACUAUUUUACCCACAAUA
Gekko japonicus is the source of this 3734-nucleotide messenger RNA. It is a transcript of the gene DLG1, whose product is annotated as discs, large homolog 1 (Drosophila). Gene Ontology annotation, biological process: neurotransmitter receptor localization to postsynaptic specialization membrane; chemical synaptic transmission. Gene Ontology annotation, molecular function: kinase binding. Gene Ontology annotation, cellular component: postsynaptic density membrane; neuron projection; neuromuscular junction. The record is from RefSeq and is a predicted model, not a curated record. Bases 560 to 2833 code for a protein of 757 amino acids. NCBI's taxonomy places the organism in Eukaryota, Metazoa, Chordata, Lepidosauria, Squamata, Gekkonidae. The transcript is spliced from 24 exons.